AUGAUCAAAAGAAAACGUUUCUUUUUCGUUUUACUCUUCUCCGUCGUGUCGAGCCUCUUUUUACUUGUACAAUACUUUAAAAGAGAUGAUCUUUCGUCGCCGAUCUCAUCCCACAAUUUACUCUUCGACUUCUUGAAUAGCUCGACUUUUAUCCAACCUACGCCGAAGAGGGAUGUUUCGUAUGCUUUUGUGGCGUUGUUGAAAAAUCGAGAUAACAUUGCUGAGUACGAAUUUGCUCAAAAAACAGUGAAAUGCUAUUGUGAAUCGAGGAAAAUCCCUUAUUAUUUGCUUGUGAACGAUGAAGAGAAUGUGAAAGGAUGUGCAAUGGAAGAUUAUAUGUAUCAACGGCAUUGUAUCCUUGCAAACUUCAUGAACACGACAGAGCACGAAUGGUUUGUGAUGCUGGAUGCGGAUAUGGGAGUGAUCAACCCGGACACUUCAAUCGACAAAUUCAUCCCGUUAAUGAGUCGAUCUUUCUGGUGC
Messenger RNA from Mesorhabditis belari, 483 nucleotides. Lineage: Eukaryota; Metazoa; Nematoda; Chromadorea; Rhabditida; Rhabditidae. The record is from the annotation of a GenBank genome assembly.